Molecule: messenger RNA, 5808 nt
Organism: Salvelinus fontinalis (brook trout)
Lineage: Eukaryota; Metazoa; Chordata; Actinopteri; Salmoniformes; Salmonidae
Exons: 2
Coding region: 141-1181 (346 amino acids)
Source: RefSeq, a predicted model, not a curated record
CGUCUACAUUCUGCAUAUAAACAACUCGGCAGGCUAAGAGUGAAACUAUUGCUAUACAAUUGUAACUCCAUAGCAGCCUAGCAUAUUACAUCUUCACGAACAUUGAAUAUACUUGAUUUGUAAUAGAGUAAAUCAUAACCAUGGAGACACUGAACGAAAUUGAUCACCUCCAAUCGUCUGGCUUUGGUGGACCCCGGCCUAGACACGGCCUUCAACUCCUUCACUGGUUCUCCAACGACUAUGUCACAUUCAACAACGACAGCGAGAUGGUGACAGUGCGCAACCCUAAGAAGAAGGCGUUUGGCUUCCACCGCUUCUUCGACAACAUAGAGGAGCAUGAUGGCCAAUGUAACCAACUGCUACCAGAACAGGACUUACCAUACUACGAAGUGGGAAAUCUGAAUGCUGCAGGGUCUGAGAACCUGCCUGAUUCUGUCAUCCAAAACCACACAGAAAACAAUGAUGACAGCAACAUAGACCGGAUCAUCAUCAGCCUCCAGUCAGACCGUGUGUUGGACAGAAUCUACGUGACCCAACAUGAUCAUCACAGAGGUGCUUUUGACCCCCAGCGCACCUAUCGCAUCAGUAAGGGGUUGAUCAGUAUCAUCCGUAAUCUGGACCUGGAUGAUCUCCUGGAGCAGACUGGAUACUCACUUCCUUGUCCUUCCUCCAUGGACACACUUAACGAAAUGAGACACCUCCAGUCAUCUGGCUUUGGUACACCCCGACCUAGACACGGCAAAUAUCUCCUUCACUGGUUCGCCCACGACUACGUCAAAUUCAACAAAAAGGGUGAAAUGUUGACAGUGUGCAACCCUGAGAAGAACGUGUUUGGCUUCCACCGCUUCUUGGACAAGAUAGAGGAGCAUGAUGGCCAGCGUAACCAACUGCUACCAGACCAGGGCUUACCAUACUACGAAGUGGGCAAUCUGAAUGCCCCUGGGUCUAGGAACCUACCGCGUUAUGUCCGCAAAAACUACAUAGGACACAAUGACGACAGCAACAUAGACCGGAUCAUUAUCAGCAUGCAGUCAGACCGUGUGUUGGGCAGAAUCUACGUGACCCAACAUGAUCAUCACAGAGGUGCUUUUGACCCCCAGCACACCUAUCGCAUCAGUAAGGGGUUGAUCAGUAUCAUCCGUAAUCUGGACCUGAAUGAACUCCUGGAGCAGACUGGAUAGUCUUAAGACGUUUCCCACCUGGCCCACAAAUGUUUUCCCACAAAUGUAUACUUGGCAUGGGUAUGACAUCAUGUCUUCGAUGUUCCCCAUACAUUGUGUAUUGUAGGAAAUUGUGAAUGUUUUUAUUUAGAUAAAGGGCCUUGUUUUCAGAUGUUUCACAUCCUGACACAUUUUUUGUUAUUUUUCCCCAACCAUUUCACCUGUGUGGUGGAAUUUCUACCUUUAACUAAUAAUGAGGAGAGGCAAAAUCAAUAAUCAAUCAAGGUAUUACUUUUAUUAAAAACGUAUUAUAAUAAGGAGGCUGGUCGCACCACCCACGCAGGUGAAAUGGAGUGGGAGCCUCCUGUACAAAGAGUACAGGAGCAUUUAUAUAGUCAAGCUAUCCCAUGCAUGCAUCUGCAAAACACGUGACCCUAUGUAUGUGUAUGUGUGUGUGAGGGGAGAAAACUGGGUGAAAAGGUUGUCUCGGUCUGUCGCAACUGAGAGAGGACAACAGGGGCCAGAAUGACAGGAAGUCACUCCAGAUAUACUUCCUCUAUGUAUGGGCGUACUGGCCACACAUGCAGAACACACACACACACACACACACACACACACACACACAAAACAUGAAUCUUUUGCCCAGAAAAAGGCUCCAAACAGAACAAUAGCUUUAUCACUGGUGUGCAGAAUAAUACACUUUGCCCUGUCUUCAGCUAAGCUAAGAGUAACCAGUUAAUCUCUGUCAGCUGUUGGCUGAGCGCCCAGGUAUCAUGAGGUCAUUCUACACACACAGAACAGUUAGAGAAGGCCUCGUAUUAAUACACACACACUUUUCUAUCUUAUAUGAGUUAGUUUCUUUAACUAUCUCAAGCCCAAUGCCUAUGAUUAAAGAAGGAUAAUUUAGUACACAAGCAUUAGUAAGGUUCAAUAGAAAAUGCCCUCACACCUGCAAUAGUUAUUGCCACACGCGUCGGAACUAGGAAACUGUAGUUAUACACGUGCUGCCAGUGGUCAUUGUAGCAUGUAAAUCUUAGUGGUGCAAACAACAAAAUGUUUUUGUAGAUGCAUGCCAGCAAAGCCACUACACACAACACUAAACAAUACAUUAAUUGCACUAUAACGGUGAAAACGGUGACCACAAACUGUUUGGGCCGACAUAAAGCUGUCUCACCAGCAGUCCCAACACAAUACCACUGCUACACCUGGCUAUCAGCGGAGCCUUGUCUGGCAGCGAAACAGUUAAUUCAGCCUCAUUUACUGCCUUUAAAAAAAAUAUAGCUGAUAUGGCUGACUCGCUUAAACAAAUGUGGUUUCUACUGACAAUUAAGAUGUACAAACUAUGGCAUAAGGGGACGACAAGCGGAUAAGAGGGAAUCUGUAAUUUCGAUUAAGACAUUAAUGAGCGAGCUAGGACGGACGUAGUCAAAAUAAGUAUUUGUUCAGCACUUUUGAAAUGUACAGCGACAGAAUUUAGAACAUGGGUCAUUAUUACAGUAUUUUCCCUGUACACCAAGUCAGAACCUUAGGAUAAAUAAAGAGGGCAUAUAAGCAGACAAUGAAAGCUCUUACAAUACGUGUGCACCACCAAGUCAGAACAGUAGGCUAAAUUAUGAACAGCUUACUACACAACCUACACUUAGUAUUACUUUCUUAGCUGCAGGAUACAUAUCUCCCUGUCAUAUUACAUAAUUUAUGCAGCAGCAUACAAUACAUUUUUUGACUCACCCUGUUCUACUGUGAUCACUGGAACAGGAAGGUGGCGCAGUGGUCCUUCGUGGGGAAAUGUUGUCAUCAAACUUUGACAUCAAAGUCUGGCAUUCUCUGGAUGUAUGGUGCUUUCAGACAACUGGGAAAAAAACAAAGCUGAAUCAUUACGCCAGUGAUCUUCAGGUUGGAGCCCUCGAAAGAGGCCCAAGUUCCCGACUUGGAAUUCCGAGUUUAAUGACCGUUCAAAACGUAUUUUCCCAGUAGGAGCUGAUUUUCCCAGUUGUAUUGAACUCACUGAAGUCUGACAUUUCCCAGUUCUGAGUUUCCAGUUGUUUUGAAUGCGGCAGAAAUCAUGAUGGAUUGACAGCAUGGCAAAUGUUGAAUGUUUAUCCUUUUAAGCUUGUAAAAGAAACCCUUAAACUGAGACUUGGACUACACACCCACUUCACUGAAUAGCAGGCUUGUGAUUGCUUUGCCGUUAGACACUGAUUCCUUCCAACCACUUAUUGUUGAAUUUUUCUAAUUCCAACUUGUUGUGUAAUGUUUAUGUCCAAUGGCCGAUAAGCAUCGAUACAUUUUAUCUAUAAUUUCUCUUCAUAAUUUCUCUCUAUAUGACAAGGAUUUGAAAAGGAUUUCCCAGUCGAUUAUUGACUUGAUUCAUGAUGACUGCUAGCUUGCUACUAAGAUUUUGAAAGUAUGAUGUUGUCAUGAUCAGUCCAAUCAAAGCUAUGGUAGAGAUAACAUGAUUUGACGUCAUUUUAUCUGUGGCCCAUGACCUUGAGCCUUCUUGGAUGGGCACCUAUAAUGUAACUCUAUGGCAGCACCGAAGGGGCUUGAAUUUUCAAGCUCUCCCCGUAGAUUUUGCGGUGAUGUAGUGUCCCCAUGAGUGACAGAACACUGAGCCAAUCACGGCGUAACUAGAGAACAUUACCAACCCCUACACUUCGUAUUUUCCGCUGGCUGCCCCACCACCACAGAAUGCACUAAGCUAGGCUGAAACACCUGCAUUUUGGAACAGCCUUGCUCAAGAAAGCAAAAAAUAGACAAUUUUUGUAUGCGGCUUUAUUAACAUUUUUUAAAUAUUUGAUUUACAUUGUUUGCAAACUGAUAUGUGACACGUAUCAAUGCCAAAAUAACAUGCAAAACAGGCACACAAAAACAGUUACUUUUUUAAAGCUAAACGGGUGGGUCUCAAAACAGGUGGGUCUCUGCCCCACCUACCCUGAAUGACGGGUUGCCACUGCGUGCUGCAUUCAAACAAUUAGCAAGUCAGAAAUGUCUGAGGUUCCUAGUUCUGACAAGCACGUGAACACGGCAUAAGUGUGUGUGUGUGUGUGGGGGGAUUAAUGUUUCUAAUAAAAUAAUUGAUUAGUUAAUGAGUUGUUUUUUAUUUAAAAUGUUUAGUACAAAAUGUUGAAUGUAUCAAUAACAUUUGUCUCAAAACAUUCCAAAACCAAUGACCGGGAAAUUCUGUUUUUUAACAUGAAAAAAUCAACACCACACUUUGAACAACAGCCUAUACUGUACUGUUAGACCAUUUUUUCGUUAUUCAAAUUAAAUAAAACUUAUUUACAUCAAAUAAUGUUUUACAAAAGUAAAUAAAUGAUCCAUUUAUCUGAAACCUGGGUCGUUCCACCAAUUAGGUGCCUUUUGAGUAGUGUAACCUCAUUUUAAAACUCUGUCUUAAAGAGCACAUGUUCAACUUAAAACCCCUUAAAGUCUAAGGGCCCAGGUGUAAGUCACACAACCAGUGCUGGACAUGGAGAACCUAACUUGCUAUUUAUCUAACUUUUCUAUCUCUGCAAUUUUGUGUUUUCCAGACUCACGUAAGUUGUUGGCUGACCAAGAUCUGUUUUAUUUCAGUAACUAUAACUAAAGUCUAAGGGCCCGGGACUGGGUUUCUACGAAGCUAACAUACGGAAUUAUUUUAAGAUGGUCAUACCAAGGAUCAUUUAGCUAUUUCAUUUUUAUGUAUCAAAAUAUAUUUUGGAAAUUAUUUGAUGAAACAUUGAAUUUGGCCUUACUGCUAUUAGCCCAUAGAAACACAUGAAAUAACAGAUUCUGACAUGGAGAAAAUCUAAAGGAGUUCUGUUUUUGAAGUGUCUGUGCUAUAUCUGAGAGAGACCCGAAAGCUCAUAAAAAAACAAUAAUUAGUGUAAUUACCCGUAUACCUUUCACGUGGAAAUGCCUUAUUCACUUCCAUUCAUUUUUUAGUCCCGGUCCCGGGACACCUUCAGAUGAGUCCCAUGACGCCUUGUGGGGUUGUAAAACAAAACACCAUCAUGCUCAUGAGUGUUAUCUUGCCCCUCAGUCUGGAGCUACCCCUCAGUCCGGAGCUCCCCCUCAGUCCAGAGCUGCCCCUCAGUCCGGAGCUGCCCCUCCGUCCGGAGCUGCCCCUCCGUCCAGUGGCACCCUCUAGGAUGGUCUUCAGUCCGGGACCCGCUGCAAGGGUCCCCGCUCCAGAGGGUCCACCAAAGCGGGUUAUGACUAUGGUGAAGUGGGGUCCACGUCCCGCGCCGGAGCCGCCACCGCGGACAGAUGCCCACCCAGACCCUCCCCUAUAGGUUUAGGUUUGCGGCCGGAGUCCGCACAUUGAGGGGGGGGGGGGGGGGUACUGUCACUCCCUGACCAUAGUUUGCUUUGUAGGUUUUAUGUUUUGUUUGGUCAGGGUGUGAUCUGAGUGGGCAUUCUAUGUUGUAUGCCUGGUUUGUCUAUUUCUAUGUGUUUGGCCUGAUAUGGUUCUCAAUCAGAGACAGGUGUUUUGCGUUGUCUCUGAUUGGGAACCAUAUUUAGGUAGCCUGUUUUGUAUUGUGGGUUGUGGGUUAUUGUCUAUGUUAUUUGCUUGUGUCUGCACUUGUUGUUCUAUAGCGUCACGUUCAUUUUGUUGUUUUAUACGUUUUUCCAUUGUUCUUCGUUAAUAAAUAGAAGAAUGAAUUCA